AUGAAUUUCGAAUUUCGAGCCAAACCAGGACGGAAGAAAACACGAAAAGAUGAUGUCAAAUGUCUUGUUUGUGAAGGUAAAGCUAUCGGAUUCAAUUUUGGCGUUCCAACAUGUUCACCUUGCAAGGUGUUUUUCCGACGAAAUGCUGUCAAACUUGGUACUUAUGAAUUCCGGUGUCGAGGUGAUGGUCAUUGUUCAAUAACCCAUGAUACACGUCGACAAUGCAACUGUUGUCGUUUAGCAAAAUGCUUUCGAGCUGGUAUGAAUGCAAAAAUCAUUCGUACUGAUGAUCAACAACUAGAAAGAACUCGAUCAAUUGAAAGUAAUCAACAUAAACAAGAAGAAGAAAAUAAUGGAAACAAACAAGAAUUGCAAAUUAUUAGUAAACAGGAAUUGAUUCGGUCUAGCGAAUCGUUCAUGCAUUUUUGUCCAUAUUCUCCAAUUUUAUCAUCCAAUGAUAAUAUCAUUCUUACCAAUAUAUUUCAUACAUAUGAACGAACAUGUAAAUUAUUUACCUAUGAAGAACAUUUAAGCAUGCCCGUUAAUGAAACAUUAACGUUACCAAAAUUUAUGAAUGCUUCUGCAAAUAUUUAUAUGGCUUUGAUUUAUUAUCUCAAAUCUAUACCAGACUUCAAUUCUUUACCUGUAAAUUCUAAAAUGUCGUUGAUUAAAAGUAAUCUGAAUCAAAUAGUUCGUUUGCAUAGUUCAUAUAUUAUGAAAACUGUUACUCCUGAUCUCAACAAAGAUUCACCUGUGUUUUUGCAUAUAUUCCCUGAAGAUUUAUACAUAGAUAUCCGUGCAAAUGGUAUAGCCGUUUUUCCUUUCGUUCAUGACCCUAUUUUAAUUAGAUUAUUUAUUGUUGUUCUCAUGUUGUCCACCCAUAUGAAUGUUCGAUAUGAAAAAAAUGUUAUUGAGCAUUGUAAUGAGAGCUCGAAUCGAAAUAUUUUAAUUGUUCAAAAUGUUUAUGUUGAAUUAUUAUGGCGUUAUAUUUGUUCGCGUUGUUCUAAUUAUCAAAACGGUGUAAAAUUGUUCAGUUCGUUUAUUGCUACUACAUUAUGUUCUCAAAUAGUUGAAGUAAAAAUUGAUAAAUUUAUACGUACAACUUUACCCAGCCAAAAUCAUCAAUUAGAACCCAUCAUGAAAUCAAUGUGGGCGCCAGAAAAAUAG
Molecule: messenger RNA, 1167 nt
Organism: Rotaria socialis
Lineage: Eukaryota; Metazoa; Rotifera; Eurotatoria; Philodinida; Philodinidae
Source: the annotation of a GenBank genome assembly